Monosiga brevicollis MX1 is the source of this 1614-nucleotide messenger RNA. RefSeq lists its product as uncharacterized. Lineage: Eukaryota; Choanoflagellata; Craspedida; Salpingoecidae. The coding region runs from base 1 to 1614 and encodes 537 amino acids. Gene Ontology annotation, cellular component: membrane. The record is from RefSeq and is a predicted model, not a curated record. Gene Ontology annotation, molecular function: monoatomic ion channel activity. The transcript is spliced from 11 exons. Gene Ontology annotation, biological process: monoatomic ion transport; transmembrane transport.
AUGUCGGAGCGUGAACACCUGUUGGCCAUGUCCCUUCUGGAGGAUGCGCUCUUGGGUCGUGUCAGUGUACAAGCAGAUGAUUUGCAAACCAUUCAAAGCUAUCGGGACUAUCAUCGCUGGGAGUAUCGACUUUUGGUUGCUUUUCUUGUUGUGGCUCUGUUGGCUCUGGCCCUUCUUGAGGCUCCCAACGGGAGCCUUCAGCUCCUCCUUCCUUGGCAAGCCACCAUGAGCAUCGAGGCUCUCAUCUUGCUCGUCUUUGCGAUCCGCUUGAGGCAUUUGUCGCGCUUCCAAACCUACCGCCAGUUUUGGUUUGACCGGAAAAACAUUGGGCUGAUCGCCAUCAUUGCGCUAACCUACAUUGACAUGGUCGUCUACAUUGCCACAUCUUCCACCGACUCGUUCACCCUCCGCUACACGCGCGUCCUUCGUCCCAUCCUCGCCGUAUGCUUUAGCGAAUUUCGACAGAUUCGCCGCGUCUUUCGAAGCGUUCGCCGUACCAUCCCAGGCGUCGCCAAUGUCUUGGUCCUGCUGUUGUCUACCAUUGCUCUUUUCUCUCUGUUGGCCCUGUCCUUAUUUCGAAAGCACCGCUAUGUGGCACCAAGUGGCGAUCGUUACAUGGACUCAUAUUUUGACAUUUACUGGGAGUUUUACGUCCUCAUGACCUCCGCCAACUUCCCGGAUAUCAUGAUGCCGGCCUACUCUCAAAACGAGUGGUAUUCCAUGCUCUUUGUCUCGUUCAUCGUGAUUACCAUGUACAUUUUCCUGAGCAUUGUGCUAGCCGCCGUGGUAUACUUUACCUGGUUUUUCGACGUUGUCAUUUUUGCCAACGCCAUUCUUAUUGGCGUGAGCGACGACGAUGCGGAGGUGGUCCUUCUGCCCCUCUACAACGUUGAGAUGCUGCUCAAGCUUUACACUUUUGGGACAGUCAACUUUUUCCGAAAGUCCUGGAAUGUGUUCGAUUUUGUCGUCAUCUUCAUCGGUACACUUCUGGCCAUCUUGGAGGCAGCGGGUAUGUGUGCGCGAUACAGAGAUGUCAAUGACAUUAGCUUUUUAGAUUUUGUUUUGGUGCUUCGUGUCCUGCGUCUCGUUCGUAUCUUGAACCACUAUGAACAAUUUGCUGUGAUCAUUAGUACCCUUUCGCAGCUCGGCCCGGCUCUUUGGACCUAUGCGUGCGCGCUCUUCUUGGUGUUUUACGUGUUUGCGGUCGUUGGGAUGGAGUGCUUUGGCGGGCGCAUUUACGAGGGUCAUGUUUUCGACCCAAACUCCACAUACUACCAGGAUUUGAUGUCGCAAAAUCCGCAGCUGAUCGGUAGUGAUUUUGCCAAGGACGGCUACUUUACCAACAACUUCAACGACGUGGUAGCUGCCUACGUGACCUUGUUCGAGUUGAUGGUUGUCAAUCAGUGGCAUAUUCUGACAAGUGGCUUCGUCAUUCUUACUAACGAGUCGGCCCGCCUCUUCUUUCUUGCAUUUCAUCUGACCGCCGUCGUUCUGAUGCUCAACAUUUUUGUCGCUUUUAUUCUUGAAGCCUUUUUGAUGCAGCUACAGUUGUUUCAUGGUGUCGCCACUGACGAUCUCUACACCAAAGUCCAAGCUUUUCUUGAAGCCCAGUAG